CGCAUUUAAAAAAUGGCGGACCAUCAGGUUCUUGUGGCCCUAACACGGAUAAUACUAUGUCUAUCCUGUUUAAUUUAUUUUGGCGUUGGUCAACCAAAUGAAGCGUCCAACCGCUUAUCAGCAGAUAUCAAGAAAAACUACAACAGAAUGAUUCGAGGAGUGGAAGAUAUGAGAGAGCUAACCACUCUGUAUUUUUCGUUUAAUCUGAUUCGCAUAACAGAAUUCGACGAAGUGAACGGAAAAUUAUCACUGGUGGGAUUUUUUGUUGUAAAUUGGAUUGAUUACAGGAUGAAAUGGGAACCAGAAAAAUAUAAUUACACUUAUAAUAUUCUUUUUGAGGAAAGGGAAGUAUGGAGACCCUUGGUUGCUUUAGUUUCAUCCCAUGAUAAGUUCAAAAGACUUGGAGACAAUGACAAUUUCUUUAUCAGAUAUUACCCCGAGGGUCGCGCAGAAUGGUAUCCUGGAGAUGUUUGGGCAUCAUCAUGCACACCAGAUAUGUACAAAUACCCCUACGAUACACAGUCUUGCUUGAUAUACUUCGUCAUUUGGGGCUAUAGCACACAUGAAGUCACGGCUAUUGCUUUAUCUGACAAAAUCAGUUUGCACGUGUACUCUCCUCAUGGUAUGUGGGAUUUGAUAGACACAUCAGUGAGGUCCGGCGUCGACAGUGAGCGGGGACUGACGUUAAUAGAGAUUACUUUAUUCUUGAAGAGGAUUUCCACCUUUCACAUGAUUAACAUGAUUCUUCCUAUUGUGUUUGUUGGAUUGCUCAAUAUCCUUGUCUUCCUUCUUCCUGCUCAGUCCGGAGAAAGAGUUGGUUACUCCAUCACAGUGUUACUUGCAAUUGCAGUUUUUCAAACAAUCGCGUCUGACAAUCUUCCAAGCGUUUCUAAGCCUAAUCUGUCUUUGCUUUGCAUCAAACUGUUAGCAGACCUAAUUCUGAGUGCUUUGGUGAUGACGUUGACAAUAAUAACGUUAUAUUUUUAUCACAUGCCAGAAUCUCGCAGAGUUCCCCCGUAUAUUGCAGCUAUAACGAGAUUUGUGUUGUGCAGAACAUGCAGAAACAAGGCUAAUGACACUACCAAAGACAAGUACGAUGAAUACAUAAUCGGAAAAGGGAUCGGCGUAACAGAAUCGGUGUCAGAUAGUGGUCAUCAUCAGACCGAGGUCACAUGGACAGAUGUUGGUCAAAGCAGUGAUAUUGUCUUUGCCGUGUUUUCUUUAUUGACCUUUAUAAGUUCAAAUAUCGUAUUCUUGGUGUAUGUAAUAUUUUAG
This is a messenger RNA of Saccostrea echinata, 1275 nucleotides long. RefSeq names its product acetylcholine receptor subunit beta-like 1. The record is from RefSeq and is a predicted model, not a curated record. Gene Ontology annotation, molecular function: transmembrane signaling receptor activity; neurotransmitter receptor activity; extracellular ligand-gated monoatomic ion channel activity. Gene Ontology annotation, biological process: regulation of membrane potential; monoatomic ion transmembrane transport; chemical synaptic transmission. Gene Ontology annotation, cellular component: neuron projection; membrane; synapse. Bases 13 to 1275 code for a protein of 420 amino acids. NCBI's taxonomy places the organism in Eukaryota, Metazoa, Mollusca, Bivalvia, Ostreida, Ostreidae. The transcript has a single exon.